Molecule: messenger RNA, 4573 nt
Organism: Acromyrmex echinatior (Panamanian leafcutter ant)
Lineage: Eukaryota; Metazoa; Arthropoda; Insecta; Hymenoptera; Formicidae
Product: ATP-binding cassette sub-family C member 5-like
Biological process (GO): transmembrane transport
Cellular component (GO): membrane
Molecular function (GO): ATP hydrolysis activity; ATP binding; ABC-type transporter activity
Source: RefSeq, a predicted model, not a curated record
UGAUGUCGAGAGAUUAAACCACAUUCUUAUCAGUGUCGCCGAUGAUUACUUCUUGUCGCAAAUGAGGACAUCUCACACUGAGUUUUAGAUUCUUCCGGUACCAUUACAUUUGUUAGAGUGAAUUGACAAAUAAUAUUCUGUAAAAAUGGGACAAAAUACAGAAAGCAACUAUGGUAAUAAUGACAAGCGGAUUGAAAGUAAUGUACAGCACAAACAUAAUGAAAGGUCUUUAGAGCCUGAGCAACAGCAUUCUCUUUUACCAAAGGCAAGUGGCAGUACAGCGAAACAAGUUAGAGAGUAUAUCCCCAGAUCUGGGAUGAAGAAGUACAAUAAUGCUUUGAGCAAUUUGAUACCAAUACGGUACCAGAACCAGAAGAAAGAAAAUUCAGCGGAUAAUGCUGGAUUAUUUUCUUAUGUAUAUAUAACAUGGAUGACGCCGUACUUAUGGAAAGCAUACAAGAAAGGUCUUACGGUAAAGGACUUACCAGACAUAUCGGUAUAUGAUAGCUGCGAGUACAAUGCACUCAGACUCGAUGUACUUUGGCAACAAGAGCUAAGUCAAAAUGGUCCGAAUGCAGCAUCUUUUUCUACAGUUGCAUGGAAAUUUGUACGCACACGAGUUUGUAUGUCAUGUUUUUUAUUGACAUGUUCUCUUAUUUUUGGAUUUCUAAGUCCGACGAUAUUAAUGAGGAAAAUAUUGGAACACAUAGAGUCUCCGGAAGAGGAUUUUUGGGAUGGUAUCAAAUGGGUUUUUCUACUGACAAUAUGCGAUUCUUUGCGAGCUUUCUUCUUUACCUGGACAUGGAACAUGAACUACAAGACUGGAUUACGAUUGAAGUCGGCUUGUACAGCUCUGUUGUAUAAGAAAAUUAUAAGAUUAAAUAGUCUUGGCAAUAAAAGUACAGGAGAAAUAAUCAAUUUAUUUUGCAACGACAGUCAAAGACUUUUUGAUGUGAUUAUUUAUGGACCAAUGAUUAUCAGCGGGCCGAUAGUUAUAAGUUGUGGUAUAAUUUACAUAUUGUGGCUAUUCAAUCCCAUUGCUCUAGUAGGAAUGAUAGCUUUUCUCUCGUUUUAUCCGUGUCAGUACUUCAUCUCUCGUGCGACUGGCUAUUUUCGCUCGAAAUCGGUAAACGUUACAGAUACUCGAGUACGACUCAUGAGUGAGAUUCUCGAAUGCAUAAAGUUGAUUAAGAUGUAUGCCUGGGAGAAAUAUUUUGGCCAAAAACUUCUCGCAAUACGCAAGAAAGAAGAAAGUUGGCUUCAUAAGACUGCGUACUUUCAAAGCCUUAGUAUUUCUUUGACGCCUGCUAUACCUGUGAUAUCCGCGAUCAUCACGUUUUUAGCACAUAUUGCUUCGGGCAGUGGAUUAACAGCUGCACAGGCUUUUCCAAUGACCACAUUAUUUGGAAAUUUGCUUAGACUGGCACUCACGUCACUUAAGGAUACCACACGAUAUUUUAUCAGCGCCCUCAUAGCUCUUAGAAGAUUCAAGGUGUUUCCCUUCGUAUCGGUGCUCAAUGCUCAAAUUCGUACUUCUUUCAUGUUUUUACAAGUGGCCUUACUUAAUAUCGCCGCAGUAAAAAUAACUUUUGGCAGAAUAAAGAGUGUAUUACUAUUGGAUGAAAGCAGUUGCCAGGCAUCAAAACCGAUUGUGAGAUCGCAAGCAGUUGCCAUUGCUAAUGGUACCUUCGUUUGCGACAGUAUGACACUUCAAACAGAUGCAUCGAUCGACAGCAAGAAAAAGAAGAAAUCACUACCAAUCACAGACAAUCCGCCGGAACUGGAAAAUUUGAAUCAAUCGACGCAAGAAGCUAAAUACGUCGAAGUUCUUAUUGACGUGCAUUUCGGAGCACCUAAAGGAAAAUUGGUCGGUAUUUGUGGUCACGUAGGCAGUGGCAAGUCCAGUCUGCUUCUAGCAGCUUUAGGACAAUUGAGAAUAACAAAAGGACACAUCUUAAGGGAGGGCACUUGCGCUUAUGUCAGCCAACAGGCAUGGAUUGUGAAUGGAACCUUUAAGGAGAAUAUUUUGUUCGGCGAGGAGUUUGAUGCCAAACGUUAUUAUCACACGAUCACAAUUUGCAAUCUGAAGGAAGAUUUAAAUAUGUUACCAGGAGGAGAUGACACUGAGAUCGGUGAGAGGGGUGUCAAUCUGUCUGGAGGACAAAAGCAGAGAGUUGCACUCGCGCGAGCAUAUUAUGCCAAUCGGGAUAUUUAUUUUCUUGAUGAUCCUUUGAGCGCAGUUGAUGCAUACGUUGGUUCAUAUAUAUUCGAGAAAUUGAUCCUUGAAGCUCUUAGAAACAAAUCUGUUCUUUUUGUGACACAUAACAUUCAGUUUCUAAAACACUGUGAUGAAAUCUACAUGAUGAAUGCGGGCAAGAUUGUAGAGCAUGGAACCCAUGAAGAUCUCGUGCGACUCGAUAGGGAAUACGCAUCAAUGGUGAAGAACAACACAAUUGCAACGGAAGAUAAUUUGUCAGCUGUUAAAUCUACGAAAGUAACACAAAGAAAUACCAAUGAUUUAGAAGUGCAAAAGAAAUCUGUGCACAAAGAAAAUUAUGGAAAAGAGAAAUUAUACAAAGGAACUUUAACAAUGGCAGAAAAGUCUGAAACUGGAUCCGUCAAGUCAUACACUUAUCACACAUAUGUACAAGCUACAGGUGGUUAUUUGAUCGCUAUUCUCGUAUUUUUUACGUUUUUCUUGAACGUAGGUAGUUCGGCCUUCAGUACUUGGUGGCUUGCUGUAUGGAUUAAAGCUGGUGGAGGCAACGUGACUAUACCAGGAACUAAUGAUACUGUAUACUCAGAGGAUAUCAACGCUAAUCCUGACUUUCCAUUUUAUCGAGACAUAUACGGUGCUUGCAUCAUUGGCAUAUUAUUGACAAGUUUUCUUCGUGGCUUAGUAAUUAUGUUUGCCACGAUAAAAGCUUCGACCACAUUGCACAACACGUUUCUUCACAAAAUUAUUAGUUCUCCGUUAAGCUUCUUCGAAACUACUCCAAGUGGUAGAAUACAGAACGUUUUCAGUCGAGACAUAGAUGAAAUUGAUAAUUACUUACCCAUAUCGAUAGAAAACAUGGUGCAAAAUAUUUUUACUUGCAGUUUUGCUAUUUUCUUUAUUUGUGGCAUACUGCCCUGGUUUUCGAUACCGCUACUUCUAUUUGGUAUACUAUUCUUCUUCGUUGGCAAAUUGUUUAGGAUAGGAAUGAGGGAUUUGAAGAGAAUGGAGAGUGUCUCGCGGUCUCCUGUUUUAAGUUUCGUUACAACGACGAUCCAAGGUUUAAGUACAAUUCACGCAUUUCAAAAGGAGAAGAAUUUUUUAUACAGAUUUGAAGAAUUAUUUAACACGAAUAAUGUAUGUCAGUAUCUGUGUCAAGCCGCGAUGAGAUGGUCUGCGAUUAGACUGGAUAGUUUGGUAAUCGCUGCAUCCUGUAUAAUCGCGUUAUUUGUGAUUUCAUUUAAGAAUGAAAUAUCGCCGGCCUUUGCCGGUCUGGCUAUGGCGUAUGCCACACAGAUGACUGGUGUUUUCCAGUAUACGGUUAGACUAAUGUCUGAGACGGAGGUGCGCUUUAUAAGCGUAGAGAGAAUUAGUUAUUACCUCAAGACUUUGCAGAAAGAAGGUGCAAAUAGAACAGUUGCUCUUAAACCAGCCGAUGAUUGGCCUUCUCGUGGCAAAAUAGAGUUCAAAGCUGUUCAGAUGAGAUACAGAGAGGAGUUGCCGCUUAUACUGCUCGACGUCUCGUUUACCAUAAAGGCCGGAGAAAAAAUUGGCAUCGUGGGUCGCACAGGAUCCGGUAAAAGCUCCUUGGUCGUAGCUUUAUUCCGAUUAGUUGAAAUUUGCGAGGGUGUCAUUAAGAUCGAUGGUAUAGAUAUUUCGAAAUUAGAAUUAGAUAUACUGAGAAAUAAAUUGUCAAUUAUUCCUCAAGAUCCAAUUUUAUUCAGCGGCACUAUAAGAUCUAAUUUGGAUCCUUUCCAACAUCACGCCGAUCAUGAUAUUUGGAAUGUUCUUGAAAAGACUCAGAUGAAAGAAAAGGUGUCUCUAAUGCCGGGAAAUCUCGAUGCGUCUGUUGGAUUUGGCGGAAAUAAUUUGAGCGUUGGCGAGAGACAACUUCUUUGUCUGGCAAGAGCUUUAUUACAUAGUACAAAAAUACUGAUUCUGGAUGAAGCCACGGCCGCCGUUGAUCCGGAAACUGAAGCAACAGUGCAGAACACGCUGCAGAACGAGUUCGCGGAUUGCACUGUACUUACGAUCGCUCAUAGAUUACAAACUGUUGUUGCAUGUAAUCGCAUUCUUGUCAUGAAUGAGGGCAAGAUUGUUGAAUUCGGUGCACCUGCCACACUUCUCUCUCAUCCAGAUUCCGAAUUUUCGAAACUGAUGGCUGCUGCAGAUGAAAAUGCAUAAAAUAAUCCUCGCAGAGAUCUGAAUCAUAAUUGCAAUGCAUUUAAUCACAUUUUAUCAGUUUAAAUGAUGAAACUAAUUACAUUAACUUUUAGCUUCACGUGAGUAAAUGAAAGAACAAAAAAAGAAAGAUAUAUUUAUAUAUUAUAAAAAUACAGAAUAAGAAUAAAUAAAGAA